Molecule: messenger RNA, 280 nt
Organism: Eurytemora carolleeae
Lineage: Eukaryota; Metazoa; Arthropoda; Copepoda; Calanoida; Temoridae
Product: mediator of RNA polymerase II transcription subunit 28-like
Exons: 3
Coding region: 35-280 (81 amino acids)
Cellular component (GO): mediator complex
Source: RefSeq, a predicted model, not a curated record
AAAAUUAUAAAUCCACGACUUCUUGCAGAUCAAGAUGAGUUUAGGGGAAAAUGCCAACCUUGUACAGGAGUUUGAGGAAUCAUUUCAGAAAAGUAUUGCUGCCCUGACGGAAGAUGAUGAUCUGAUGGGAAAAGACCAGGAAACUAUAAACAAUACUAUAGAGGAUAAAGUAACUAGGUUCUCUGAUCUAGCCAGGCAGCUUGAGACUUUCUUCCUACAGAAGCGGUUUCUAAUUUACAAUUACAAACCAGAAAUGGUCUUGAAGGUAAUAUUAUUGUGA